Messenger RNA from Grosmannia clavigera kw1407, 1011 nucleotides. RefSeq names its product 3-oxo-5-alpha-steroid 4-dehydrogenase. Gene Ontology annotation, cellular component: endoplasmic reticulum. The transcript is spliced from 2 exons. Lineage: Eukaryota; Fungi; Ascomycota; Sordariomycetes; Ophiostomatales; Ophiostomataceae. The record is from RefSeq and is a predicted model, not a curated record. Gene Ontology annotation, molecular function: 3-oxo-5-alpha-steroid 4-dehydrogenase activity. The coding region runs from base 1 to 1011 and encodes 336 amino acids. Gene Ontology annotation, biological process: polyprenol catabolic process; dolichol-linked oligosaccharide biosynthetic process.
AUGGACGGAGCACUUCUUUCCGGCUGGCUUGCGUCAGUAGGAGAUCAAGCAGCUCGUGUGACGCCAGUCCAGUAUUGCCAAACCGUCUUCGUAAUUCUGGCCACUGGUGUCUUGGCUGUGAAUGCGUUACCGGCUCGCACAAAACGAUACCUGCUUGAUUAUGGAGCACGAGAGAACAAGAGUACUGGUGUGCUUCAUGACAAGACCAUCGGCAAUGCUGGCGGUGACGCUGCCAAACAUCCGAUCGGUGCAGACACCCUGGAAUAUGUAGUGGCCACGUUUGCUUCAUACAGUCAGGUGCCACAUGCCUGGUUUUCCAGUUUUUAUAUUGCAUAUCUUGUGUGCGCGUUUGGCUGGACAGCACAAUGGUUGCUGUGGCAGCAGGGUGCAUCGUCAGGCGGUUUCUUCGCCUGGCUUGCCGAACACCAGCGGACGGCCGACCGGAAGUCAGAGCCGUCGGCAACAUCCAUGUCUCUCAUGCAGGUGUCCGUGGCCAUGGGGCUAGAAGCUCUACAAGCUGCGCGCCGCCUUUACGAACAUGCAUCGGUGUUUAAGGCAUCCAAUUCAAAGAUGAACUUUACACACUGGGCGCUCGGACUGGCGUUUUAUGUCUGCAUGAGCGUGGCUGUGUGGAUCGAAGGGUCGCCCGCAGGCCGAGGCAUCGAGUGGGCCAAACUCGCUCUUGGCACAUCUCUUUUCUUAUUCGCCUGGCUGCAGCAGUACCGCUGUCAUGGCCACCUUGCUAGCCUGGUAAAGUACUCUUUGCCGGAAGAGGGUAUGUUCCGCUAUCUUGUAUGCCCUCACUAUACCUGCGAGUGCACCCUUUAUUUGGCUCUCUCCAUCGUUGCCGCACCAGCUGGCCAGCUGUUCAAUCAGACGCUUCUGCCAUCGGUGUUCUUUGUGGUUGCGUGCCUCGGCGUGACGGCAAACCGGACGACGAAGUGGUAUAUUGAAAAAUUUGGUGCCGCCCGGGUUGCCAAGAGGUGGAAGAUGAUCCCGUUCAUCUUUUGA